AUGGCGUCAGAAUGCACAAACACCGACACAACUGAAGGUCUGGUACCAAAGAGGAGCGGCACGUCAUUGGUGUGGAAUUUUUUUGGGUUUAAGAAAGAAGACGCUGCGCAAACUCAGGUGUUGUGCCGGACAUGCCUUGCUAUGGUUGCUACCUCACGAGGUAACACGACGAACCUCUAUCAGCAUUUGAAAAAACACCACAAGGCUAUGUAUGAUAGCUGCAUGGCUAGAAUGGCAACUACCAGUGCCUCAGCGUCAGUUAAGCAAAGUACCACCCGACAGGGAUCACUGACCGAACUGUUUGAAAGUGUUACUCCCUAUGAACAUAAUGCGAAACGGCACGUUGAAAUAACUCGGGCAAUUACGGAGUUUAUAGCGAAAGACAUGAUAUCCGUCAGUAUAGUGACCAGGCCUGGGUUUACGGCUUUGGUACACACGUUGGAUAAGCGGUAUUCAAUGCCCUCGCACACAUAUUUUAACCAAGUCGCAAUACCUGAGCUAUACAAAAAAUGCAGAGACAGAGUUGCUGCGGAGCUGAAAACAGUGGAGUUUUUUGCAACAACUACAGAUUUGUGGUCAAGCCGAACAGCGCAGCCGUACCAGAGUCUAACAGUGCAUUAUAUUGACGAGGACUUAAAUCUUAAAGCUCGCUGCCUUCAAGCUUCCUACUUCCCGGACGACCACACAGGGGAAAACAUUGCUGCUGGCUUGAAAGAGGGACUGGCUAGCUGGAAUUUACCGGAAGAAAAUCACAUCUGCAUAACGACGGACAACGCAUCAAACAUGGUGUUGGCAGCACAACUAAAUGAAUGGACCAGACUGCAGUGUUUUGGGCACCGAUUACAUCUUGCCAUCGGACAUGCACUUAAAGAUGACAGAGUGUCCAGAGCAAUAGGGCUGUGCAAGAAGCUGGUGGGGCACUUCUCCCACAGCUGGAAGAAGAAGGCAGCAAUGGCUGAAGCUCAAAGGGAACUCAAACUUCCUGAGCACUCCCUCAUCACUGAAUGCCCUACAAGAUGGGGAUCCAAAGAAAUGAUGAUUGCCAGGGUGCUAGAGCAGCUCAAAGCCAUCACUCAGGUGUUGUCAGGUGACCGAUAUGCACGCUCCCUGAUCCCAACCUGGCAGGAUAUUGAGGUGUUGGAGUCCAUUCACAAGGCACUGCAUCCUCUCCAGGAGUUUACGGAUGCUCUCUCUGGAGAGGAGUACGUCAGCAUCUCUUACUUAAAACCAGUUCUUCACCUUCUGUCCACAUCAGUCCUGGCUGAAAACCAAGAGGACACUGACCUGACAAGGUCAAUUAAGACCAAGGCCCUGGCUUACCUCACCGAUAAGUACAGUGACCCCAGCAUCCAGGAGCUUUUGGAUGUUGCAUCCUUUCUAGACCCAAGGUUCAAAACCAAGUACAUCGCUGCAGACAACAUUCCCACCAUUAAGACCCGACUCAAAACUGAAAUUAUGCAACCAGCAAGGCGUGCAUAUAACCAGGUUGGUAAUUAUCACAUUUAUGAUUCCAUAAACACAAUAUAUCUUUCUAGUUAUAAUUUAACCUCAACACUAAUUACUUCAUACUGA
Cyprinodon tularosa is the source of this 1572-nucleotide messenger RNA. RefSeq names its product E3 SUMO-protein ligase ZBED1-like. NCBI's taxonomy places the organism in Eukaryota, Metazoa, Chordata, Actinopteri, Cyprinodontiformes, Cyprinodontidae. Bases 1 to 1572 code for a protein of 523 amino acids. The record is from RefSeq and is a predicted model, not a curated record. The transcript is spliced from 3 exons. Gene Ontology annotation, molecular function: DNA binding.